Molecule: messenger RNA, 9613 nt
Organism: Pimephales promelas (fathead minnow)
Lineage: Eukaryota; Metazoa; Chordata; Actinopteri; Cypriniformes; Leuciscidae
Source: RefSeq, a predicted model, not a curated record
AUGCGGCAAACUCUCCGCUGUGUGUCUCUCUGUGAUCCUGGAGUUCAUGUUUUCCUCCUCAUUAUUCCAGAUGGUCCACAAACUGAUGAAGACAAAGCAGAAAUGGAGGAGAUCCAGAGGAUCUUCAGCUUGAGAAUCAACAAACACAUGAUGAUCCUCAUAAUGCAGGAUUCAGAGCAUCAGACAGAGGAACUCAAUGAAGAAACACAGUCUGUUAUUGAGAGGUUUGGAGGACGACAUCAUUUCUUUGGUCCCUCCACACGAGUGUCCACAUUGAUGGAGAACAUUGAGCAGAUGCUGGAGGAAAACAGAGGAGAGUUUUUCUCAACAGAGACAUUUCUGGAGGCACAGAUGAAAAAACUGAUGAAAUUUGAAGAGAUGGAAAAGAAAAUUCAGACACAUUUACAGUCACAAGGUUUAAGAGAAAACCCAGAUGAACUGAGGAUUGUCCUGCUGGGAAAAACUGGAGUCGGGAAAAGUGCAACUGGAAACACAAUCUUAGGAAGAAACGCGUUUACAGCAGAAACAUCUCAAGAGUCCGUGACUAAAGAGAGUCAGAGAGAAACAUCUGACAUCAACGGCCGACACGUUACUGUGAUCGACACUCCAGAACUGUUUGAUACUGAACUCACUAAUGAAGAGAUCCAGAGAGAAAUCAGACACUGCAUCUCCAUGAUCCUGCCGGGACCGCAUGUGUUCAUCAUUGUGCUCAAUUUAGGACAACGGUUCACUCGAGAAGAAGCAACAUCAGUGAAGAUCAUCCAAGAGACGUUUGGAGAGAAAUCUUUAAUGUUCACCAUGGUGCUCUUCACCAGAGGAGACUAUCUGAAGGACAAAACCAUUGACCAGUGUUUGGGAAAACCUGGAUCUCCUCUGAUGAACCUGAUCGAAGCGUGUGGAAACAGAUAUCAUGUGUUCAACAAUAAUCAGCCUGGAGACCGAACACAGGUGUCUGAUCUACUGCAGAAGAUAGACCACAUGGUGAACGCAAACGGAGGGAGUUUCUACUCCUGUAAGAUGUUCAGAGAGAUGGAGAGAGAAAAACAAGAACAACAGAUGAAGAUCCUGAUGGACAGAGUCAGAGAAACAGAAGAACUGGUGAAGAAACUAGAAGAAGAGAAAGAGAGAAUGAAGAUGAUGAUGGAGGAAGAACGACAGAAUCAUGAUGAAGAGAGAAAGAGAAGAGAAGAGGAACUCAAAAGAGAAAUAAGAGAACAAGAGAAACAUCAGAGAGAGAUACGAGACGAGAUGAGGAGAGAACGAGAGACAUUUAAACAUGAAAUAGAGGAAAUAAGACAAGAAAAAGAGAAAAUAAAAACAGAAAAAGACCAAUUACAGAUAGAAAUACACAAACUGAUGAAUAGAAUAGAGAAUGAAAGACAGAAUCAUGAAACUGAGAGAGAAGAACUGAUGAAGAAACAUGAAGAAGAGAAAAAGAGAAUGAAGAUGAUGAUGGAGGAAGAACGACAGAAUCAUGAUGAAGAGAGAAAGAGAAGAGAAGAGGAACUCAAAAGAGAAAUAAAAGAACAAGAGAAACAUCAGAGAGAGAUACGAGACGAGAUGAGGAGAGAACGAGAGACAUUUAAACAUGAAAUAGAGGGAACGAGACAAGAAAAAGAGAAAAUAAAAACAGAAAAAGACCAAUUACAGAUAGAAAUACACAAACUGAUGAAGACAAUAGAGAAUGAAAGACAGAUUCAUGAAACUGAGAGAAAGAGAAGAGAUGAGAGGGAAGAACAUUAUAAAAAACAAAUGAAAGAGAAAGAAGAGAGUGAGGAGAAGAUGCGUGAGGAGAUGAAGAGAGAACGAGAGGAAUGGGAGAAACAGAAACUAGAGGAAAAGAAGAGGAGAGAAGAAGAAGAUGAGAAAAGAAGAGAGAAAGAACAGAGAGUCUGUGAUGAAUUUAAUGAGAGACUAAAAGAAGAGAAAGAGAGAAUGGAAAGAGAGAAAGAAGAUCUUCAAUCUAAACAUGAAGAGGAAAAAAACAAAUUCAGAGAGAGAGAAGAACGAUAUAAAACAGUAAUAAAAGAAAGAGAAGAAAAGGAGAAUGAUAUGCUUGAGCAGAUGAAACUGGAACGACUGCAGUGGGAAAAACAAACACAAGAUUUAACACGGAAAAGAGAAGAGAAGAAAAAAGACAAACAGAAAUCUGAACAUCACAAGAAACAAAGUCCAGUUCCUGAUCACACAAAGAUGUCAGAAAACGUCUCUGGAAAACAGAAGCUGAACCUGGUGCUGUGUGGAAGUGAUGGAUCACUUACGGUCUCUGUGUCCAAACUUUUACAAGGGAAAACAUUCAGUCCUUCACAUCAGAAGGCGAACAGUAAAGAGUGUGUGAAGAUAGAGGAGAGGAUUCAUGAUCGUGUGAUCAGUCUGGUGGAGCUUCCAGCUGUGAGUCAUCUCUCAGAGCAGGAAGUGAUGCGUCAGACUCUCCGCUGUGUGUCUCUCUGUGAUCCUGGAGUUCAUGUUUUCCUCAUUAUUGUACCUGCUGGUCCACUGACUGAUGAAGACAAAGCAGAAAUCGAGAAGAUCCAGAACAUAUUUGACUCCAGAGAGCACUUCAUUGUACUCUUCACCUCAUAUAGUACUAAAGAACAUGCAGAAGAUUUUAAAACACAGCCAGAUUCUCGGAGGUUAAUCAGUCUCUGUGGAGGUCAGUACAGAGUGAUGGGGUUAAAUGAACCAGAAAACUCAAGACAGAUCCCAGAUCUACUGGAUUAUAUAGAGAAGAUGAAGACUAAACCAUAUUCACUUCAGAUGUAUAUGAAAGCUCAAGAGAACAGAGCCAGACAUGAAGCAGAGGAGAAAUAUGAAGAAGAACUGAAGAGACUGGAGAAUGAAAAUAAAGAGUUACAAGCGAGGAUUCAGUCAGACGGAGCUGAAUGUGAAUCAGAUGAUCAUGAGUGUCUGAGGAUUGUGCUGAUCGGGAGGGGAGGAAGUGGAAAGAGUGCAACAGGAAACACUAUUCUGGGAAGAAAGGAGUUUGUGAGUGACUUAAGGCCAGAUUCAGUGACGACUGUGUGUGAGAAGAGAGUUGGUGAAGUUGAUGGUCGAUCAGUCGCUGUUGUUGAUACUCCAGGACUCUUUGACACGACACUGACAAAUGAUCAAGUGGUGGAAGAAAUAAUGAAAUGUGUUUCACUGUCGUCACCUGGACCUCAUGUGUUCAUCAUUGUGUUGACUGUGGGAAGAUUCACAAAGGAAGAAACAGACACUGUAGAUCUGAUAAAGAAGAUCUUUGGUCCAAAAUCUGCUCAGUUCAGCAUCGUCCUGUUCACUAGAGGAGACGAUCUUGAUGAUGAAUCUAUAGAGGAUUAUGUGAGGGAGAGUAAGUCUGGAGAACUGCAGAAACUGAUCAGAGAUUGUGGAAACAGAUUCCUGGCUUUCAAUAACAGAGAAAAACAAGACAAAACUCAAGUAACUCGACUGUUGAACAUGAUAGAAGAAGUGAGAAACACCAAUGAGGGUCGAUACUUCACUAACAGCAUGUUUGAGGAGGCAGAGAUGUCCAUUAAAAAGAGAUUUGAUGAAAUAAUAAAAGAGAGAGAAAGAGAAACUCAGACUCAGAGAGAAGAAUUACAAACCAAAUAUGAGAUGGACAUGAAAAUCAUGACGAAGAGACUCGAGGAAGAGAAACAAAGAGCAGACGAGGAGAGAAAGAAAAUGGAGAAUGAAAUGAGAGAAAAAGAGGAAAAACUGAGAAGAGAGUUUGAAGAGAAAGAGAAAACAGAACAGAAGAAACGAGAGAUUGAAGACCAGAAACGAUCAGAAGAGGAAAAACAGAGAAGACCUGAAUAUCAUCAAAGAAUAGAAGAAAUGAAGAGAGAGAUUGAAAAUCAAAGAUCACAGUAUGUAAAACAGCAAAAAGAAAGAGAAGAAGAAGAUAGAAAGAGAGAAGAGAAAUACAAGCAAGAUCAAGAAAAGAUGAAACAUGAACAAGAACGCAUUAUAGCAGAAUUACAGAGGAAGGAAGAGGAGGAAAUAAAAAAUAGAGAUUUGGAAGAGAAAAUGAUGAGGAAAGAAGAAGAGGAAGAGAGACAGGGAUGGGAAAGAAUAAUAAAAGAGGCUGAAAAUGACAGAAAAGAGACUAAAGAGGAAAUUAAACGACAGCAGAGAGAAUGGGAGGAUGAAAUGAAACGCCAGAUGAGAGAACGAGAGGAAGAAGAAAGAAAGAGAAAAGAGAAACACGAAAAACAGCUGAAAGAAAAACUAGAAGAACAGGAGAAAAUGAGAAAGAGAUUUGAGAGAGAGAGAGAAGAAGAAAGACAGAAGAUAGAGAAGGAGAUACAGAAACAGAGAAGAGAAAGAGAAGAAAAAGAGAGAGAAUAUGAGAAAAAAAGACAGGAAACAAUAAAACAUUAUGAACAACUGGAGAAACAGAGAAAAGAGGAGUGGGAGAGAAGAAGACGAGAAGAAGAAAGAAAGAGAUGGGAGAAAAUUAUUGAAGAUAUGAAACGACUGGAAGAAGAAAUGAAGAGAAGAGAAACAGAGAGAAAAGAAAGAGAAGAGAAGGAGAGAGAUGAAAUGAAAAAGAAACAUGAAGAGGAAAUACAAGCCAUGAAGAAGAAACAUGAAGAUGAAGGCAAAAAACAAGCAGAAGAAACAAAUGAUUUAAAAGGGAUAAAAGAAGAUCUUCAACAUAAGCUGGAAGAACAUCAGAAGCAACAAGAAAUUCUGGAAAAACUCUUUCAACUCAUGGGGCUCCAGAAAGGGGUUAUAAGGAAAAAAGUUGAAGAUCUCCAUCAACGCCUGCAAGAUAUGGAAGGAGACGAACUAAAAAAGCUACAAGAAGAAGUUGAAAAACUUUGGAAGGAAUCAAAUAAAUCAAAAUGUGUCAUAAUGCAACCACCCCGUUAUAAAUCAGAUCAGAAUAUCAACAUGUCCAGCAGAGAAAGCAGAGCUGUUUCUCUGGGUUUUGCUCGACGGAGAAGACGGAGCAAUGACAAAGAUCCACCCAACAUGAGUGAUCUGAGGAUUGUUCUGCUGGGGAAGAGUGUGUCAGAAAACAGUGAAGUGGGAAACUUCAUAUUAGGACGAGCAGCGUUUGACAGUGAAGCUCCUCCAGAUGUUGUGGAGAGAGUCGGAGGAAGACUGAAGGACAGACGUGUGACCAUCAUCAACAGUCCUCAGCUGCUCCACACACACAUCUCAGAUCAUCAGAUCACACAGGCCGUGAGAGAGUGUGUGUCUCUGUCUGAUCCAGGACCUCAUGCCUUCAUACUCGUACUGCAGUAUAAAGACUUCACUGAGGAGGACAUGAGAAGAGUCAAACGAGUGCUGGAGAAAUUCAGUGAAGAGGCCAUUAAACGCACUAUAGUGAUCACGACUGAUGAAGAUAAACUGAGAGCUAAAGGAGCAUCUGUGAAAGCUGAUGAAGUCAUUCAACAAUUGACUGAAGAGUGCGGAGGAGGACAUCUUCAACUUGAUCAUGAAAUACAGACACAGUUUUCUGGAAUACUGCAACAAUUAGAGAAGAUACUCAGAGAAAACAGUGAAGAUUUUCUUACAUGUGAACCGUGUCAUGAUGAUGAAGAAACACAGGGUGAAGAUCUGAGCAGAACUUUUGCUUCACUCAGAACAGAUGGAGGUGUACGUGCCACCAGACAACAGAAGAUGAACGUGGUGCUGUGUGGAAGUGACGAAACACUGAAGAACUCGGUUUCAAAACUUAUAAGAAAGAAGAAAGACGUGGAUCUUCAUGGUCGUGUGAUCAGUGUGUUGGAGCUUCCAGCUCUGUUCAACACUCGCCUCUCAGAGGAAGAAGUGAUGCGUCAGACUCUCCGCUGUGUGUCUCUCUGUCAUCCUGGAGUUCAUGUUUUCCUCCUCAUUAUUCCUGAUUCACUGAAUAAUGAAGACAAAGCAGAAAUGGAGGAGAUCCAGAGGAUCUUCAGCUUGAGAAUCAACAAACACAUGAUGAUCCUCAUAAUGCAGGAUUCAGAGCAUCAGACAGAGGAACUCAAUGAAGAAACACAGUCUGUUAUUGAGAGGUUUGGAGGACGACAUCAUUUCUUUGGUCCCUCCACACGAGUGUCCACAUUGAUGGAGAACAUUGAGCAGAUGCUGGAAGAAAACAGAGGAGAGUUUUUCUCCACAGAGACAUUUCUGGAGGCACAGAUGAAAAAAACGCUGAAAUAUGAAUCACUGGAGACGCCUUUUCAGUUACAAGGUUCAAGAGAAAACCCAGAUGAACUGAGGAUUGUCCUGCUGGGAAAAACUGGAGUUGGGAAAAGUGCAGCUGGAAACACAAUCUUAGGAAGAAAAGCGUUUACAGCAGAAACAUCUCAAGAGUCCGUGACUAAAGAGAGUCAGAGAGAAACAUCUGACAUCAACGGCCGAUACGUUACUGUGAUCGACACUCCAGGACUGUUUGAUACUGAACUCACUAAUGAAGAGAUCCAGAGAGAAAUCAGACACUGCAUCUCCAUGAUCCUGCCGGGACCGCAUGUGUUCAUCAUUGUGCUCAAUUUAGGACAACGAUUCACUCGAGAAGAAGCAACAUCAGUGAAGAUCAUCCAAGAGACGUUUGGAGAGAAAUCUUUAAUGUUCACCAUGGUGCUCUUCACCAGAGGAGACUAUCUGAAGGACAAAACCAUUGAACAGUGUUUGGGAAAACCUGGAUCUCCUCUGAUGAACCUGAUCGAAGCGUGUGGAAACAGAUAUCAUGUGUUCAACAAUAAUCAGCCUGGAGACCGAACACAGGUGUCUGAUCUACUGGAGAAGAUAGACCACAUGGUGAACGCAAACGGAGGGAGUUUCUACUCCUGUAAGAUGUUCAGAGAGAUGGAGAGAGAGAAACAAGAACAACAGAUGAAGAUCCUGAUGGACAGAGUCAGAGAAACAGAAGAACUGGUGAAGAAACUAGAAGAAGAGAAAGAGAGAAUGAAGAUGAUGAUGGAGGAAGAACGACAGAAUCAUGAUGAAGAGAGAAAGAGAAGGGAAGAGGAACUCAAAAGAGAAAUAAGAGAACAAGAAAAACAUCAGAGAGAGAUACGAGACGAGAUGAGGCGAGAACGAGAGACAUUUAAACAUGAAAUGGAGGAAAUAAGACAAGAAAAAGAGAAAAUAAAAACAGAAAAAGACCAAUUACAGAUAGAAAUACACAAACUGAUGAACAGAAUAGAGAAUGAAAGACAGAAUCAUGAAACUGAUAGAAAGAAAAGAGAAGAAGAAUUUAAUGAGAGAGAAGAUCAGUUUAAAAGAGAAAUGAAAGAGAAAGAAGAACUGAUGAAGAAAUAUGAAGGAGAGAAAGAGAGAAUGAAGAUGAUGAUGGAGGAAGAACGACAGAUUCAUGAUGAAGAGAGAAAGAGAAGAGAAGAGGAACUCAAAAGAGAACAAGAGGAACAUCAGAGAGAGAUACGAGACGAGAUGAGGCGAGAACGAGAGACAUUUAAACAUGAAAUAGAGGAAACGAGACGAGAAAAAGAGAAUGUGAAGAAAGAAAAAGAAAAUCUACAGAUCAGAUAUGACACCGAAAUAGACAGACUGAUGAACAGAAUAGAAAAUGAACGACAGAAUCAUGACAAAGAGAGAAAGAGAAGAGAAGAAGAGUUUAAUACAAGAGUAGAACAAUAUAAAACACCGAUGAAAGAGAAAGAAGAGAGUGAGGAGAAGAUGCGUGAGGAGAUGAAGAGAGAACGAGAGACAUUUAAACAUGAAAUAGAGGAAACCAGACGAGAAAAAGAGAAAAUAAAAACAGAAAAAGACCAAUUACAGAUGGAAAUAGACAAACUGAUGAAUAGAAUAGAGAAUGAAAGACAAAAUCAUGAAACUGAGAGAAAGAGAAGAGAUGAGAGGGAAGAACAAUAUAAAAAACAAAUGAAAGAGAAAGAAGAGAGUGAGGAGAAGAUGCGCGAGGAGAUGAAGAGAGAACGAGAGGAAUGGGAGAAACAGAAACUAGAGGAAAAGAAGAGGAGAGAAGAAGAAGAUGAGAAAAGAAGAGAGAAAGAACAGAGAGUCGUUGAUGAAUUUAAUGAGAGACUAAAAGAAGAGAGAGAGAGAAUGGAGAGAGAGAAAGAAGAUCUUCAAUCUAAACAUGAAGAGGAAGAAAACAAGAUGAAGAUCCUGAUGGAGAAAAUGACCAGCGAAAGAGAAGAACUGAUGAAGAAACAUGAAGAAGAGAAAGAGAAAAUAAAGAUGAUGAUGGAGGAAGAACGACAGAAUCAUGAAGAAGAGAGAAAGAGAAGAGAAGAGGAACUCAAAAGAGAACAAGAGAAACGUCAGAGAGAGAUACGAGACGAGAUGAGGCGAGAACGAGAGACAUUUAAACAUGAAAUAGAGGAAACCAGACGAGAAAAGGAGAAAAUAAAAACAGAAAAAGAAAACGUUGAAACUGAAUAUGAGAAAAAACGAAUGCAGUGGGAAAAACAGGAACAAGAUGAAAGACAGAAAAGAGAAGAAGAGAAGAGAAAAGAACAGAAAUCUGAACUUCUUAAUAAACAACAAAUAAAUCAACUCGAUCCCACAAAGAGAGAAGAGACGCUGAAGGCGAAUCCACUGAUGAGAAAAAUACCAGCUAACAUUGAUCCAGACGCUCCAGUCUCCAGUCCCUCAUCCAGACGGAUUGUUCUUCUGGGUAAAACUGGUAUUGGGAAGAGUGCAGCUGGAAACACAAUACUGGGACGGAGAGAGUUCAGAUCUGAGAUGGGAAUGUAUUCAGUAACCUGUGAAUGUUCAGCUGCUCGCGCCACUGUUUCAGGCAGAUCUGUGUCUGUAGUUGAUACUCCUGGAUUAUUUGAAACAAAGAUGAAGCCUGAAGAGUUAGCUGAAGAGAUAGCGAAAAGUGUUUAUAUAUCCAGUCCUGGACCGCACGCUGUUCUCAUUGUGUUUCCUGUGAAUAACAGAUUCAAUGAACAGGAGCAGCAGAUUCCUCAGAUGAUUGAGAUGUUGUUUGGUCAGGAAGUAUUAAAAUACUCCAUCAUUCUCUUCACUUAUGGAGAUCUGCUAGAAGAUGGAGAGUCUGUAGAGAAACUCAUUAAGGAGAACAGUAGAUUAAGAGAUCUAGUUGGUCAGUGUGGAGGAAGAUUUCACGUCUUCAACAAUAAAGAUGUGAAUAACAGAGAUCAGGUGAAUGAUCUACUGAAGAAGAUUGACACAAUGAUAGAGCAGAAUAGAGGAGGACACUACAGUCAUCAGAUGUUUGAAGAUGCUCAGAGAUUCAGACGAGAGGAAGAAGAGGAGAGGAGACAGAGAGAGGAAGAAGAGAGGAGACAGAGAGAGGAAGAAGAAGAAGAGAGGAGACUGAGAGAGGAAGAAGAGAGGAGAAAACAAAGAGAGACCUGCGUCUGUAGUUGAUACUUUUGAUACUUAUGAUUUUUUGAUACUUUAAUGAAAAGUACAAAACACUCCAUCAUUCUCUUCACUCAUGGAGAUCUGCUCACACUACAGUCAUCAGAGGAUUGAACUGAUGUACAUUGAUAGUAAGAAAUUAUAAUAUGUAAAUUAAUUCUGCAGUAUUUCAACAUGGUCUUGUGUGUCCAGAUGUUUUGUACAGUGUAAUGCACUCUUUGCCCUUGUGAUAGUCUGUAAAUAUAAUAAAACAAUUAUGACUCAAAUCAGUGUUUCAUGCAUCCAUUAAUCUAGGAAACAGUCUUCAUCUAAUAAGCACAUUAAUACA